This is a messenger RNA of Sitophilus oryzae (rice weevil), 836 nucleotides long. RefSeq names its product high affinity copper uptake protein 1-like. Gene Ontology annotation, biological process: copper ion transmembrane transport. The coding region runs from base 200 to 655 and encodes 151 amino acids. Gene Ontology annotation, molecular function: copper ion transmembrane transporter activity. The record is from RefSeq and is a predicted model, not a curated record. Lineage: Eukaryota; Metazoa; Arthropoda; Insecta; Coleoptera; Curculionidae. The transcript is spliced from 4 exons. Gene Ontology annotation, cellular component: membrane.
AUGAACAGCAAGUAGUAAGUAGCAGAUUACUCUUAUCAAAUUAUUUACGUAUUUAGGUAACUAUGUCUUAUUGAUAACGACACCAAAAAGUUUUACUCAUCUGAGAUUUAUGAGUAUUUCAAAAGCAAGUGACUAAGUAUUUAAGAUUUAUUGUUCCCUUUCUAUUGAAUUUAAAUAUAAAAAAGUCAGUGCUCAUAAAAUGGAUAUGGAUAUGGAUAUGGAUAUGAAUAUGACUAUGACUAUGGCUAUGACUUUUGAAUUCUCAAAAUCCGCCACUGUUUUGUUCAAGUUUUGGAAAUUCAGCACAAUUGGAGGAUUGAUUGGAUCUAUGGUAGGCAUAUUCAUAUUGGCUUUUGCAUAUGAAGCUCUAAAAUUUUAUAGGGGAUAUCUUAAAGAUAGAGCAAUAAGCAUCAGACAAGGUAACAAGGGAGCUGGAGAUGCUAGAUUCACACAAGUAUCUAUUAUGAGCAAAUCCCACCUCAUUCAAACAUUGCUACAAGCCGUCCAGGUGAUCGUCAGUUAUUUCCUGAUGUUAAUUUUUAUGACAUACAAUGCAUGGCUGGCUCUGGCUGUUGUUUUUGGACUCGUAGCAGGAUAUUUUGUUUUUGGAUGGAACUCUGCAACGAAUAAUGUCAAUGAUGAUCAUUGUUCAUAGAGUUGAUAGAAGUUAAUAUUGGAUUGUGAUGGAUUGAUAUAAAAUUCUAUUUUUUAAAAACAAUAAUUGUAUGUACAUAAAUAAAAACUUUAAGCAUCUGAUAUCACUAGGAAAUAAGUCUGAAAUUUGAUAAACUGUAUUAUUUGUAAUAAAAUGUAAAUAAAUGAAAUAUUUUUCAUAA